Molecule: messenger RNA, 1653 nt
Organism: Spodoptera exigua (beet armyworm)
Lineage: Eukaryota; Metazoa; Arthropoda; Insecta; Lepidoptera; Noctuidae
Source: the annotation of a GenBank genome assembly
AUGGAUCAGAAUUUGACUCCUGAUAAUCCUAAUAACUCCAACAAGAUGCCAAGUCGCGGAGAUCAUACGCGAAGUCCGCACAACGCUAAUGAGAAAAAAGCACGAAGACGAGGUCAACUUCCUCAAGUGUUCAUUGUGAAGGAGCUCCCUGGCCCGACACGAUAUAAGAUAACUUCCGAGAACAUUAAGACAAUAGAAAAACCGAAACAGAGGUCUUCUGUUGUCCAGGGACCAAUAACGGAUCCAUCGGACAUUCCGUCCGUACAUACUGCAGGAAAAUUAAAAAGAGGAAAAGCAACUGGCAAAUACAGUCUGGAGGACUGGAUCGGAUCUAAAAGAGAUCCUGAACCAAUAACGAGCGAGGUUGAUGAGUUGACGAUGACCCGACGCCUAGCUCCAUUGGCAUUCGAAGAGUUGCUUGGAGCGAAACAAGAUUUAACUACUGUCCUUCCUGAAGUUGAAAACUUGGUCUGCUUGAAAAGGCGGCAAGGAGAUUAUUUGCCCUACGACAAUGACCAGCUGCUGGGUACUAAACAAGACAAGGAUCCCUUUGGUUCUGAUAACUUGUUUGGCACGAAGUUAGAUGAAUUAGUGGCUUUUCCUUACACCCCUGAGGAGCUAGCGCGCAUAAAUCAAAGUCGUCACAGGCCGUCACGACUGCCCAUUAUCAUUGAGGAAGAACAAGAUUUCCGGGAGCGUGAUGCUGCUUGCUUCGCCGUAGGAUACGAAGCUAUAAAGCAUUUAAAGCUCCGUGGAACACGAAUUGCGUCAUCCUCGCCUAAUAUCACUGAAAAGCGAUGGUACGACAAGCUUCUGCUGUCGAAGAACCCGAGGGCUGCUGAGUCAGCUCGUCAGAACACGGUGCCGGCGGAGACGUCUCCCAUUGCGAAGUUCAAUAAGAAACCUAAGAGCAGUCUCUCCCCGCCCCCGACGCAGCAGUUUGGUGUGUCGCUGGCUUUCAUAAAGGAGAACAAUGUCAACAUGGUUGGAGCUAUCCCUCCGGUUGUGCGCCAGUGUGUUGAAUUCCUGUCACAGCCUGAUGCUCUGGAGACUGAAGGAAUUUUCCGUCGUUCAGCAAACAUGUCAGUGAUCAAGGAGCUGCAGAGCGCCUGCAACAGGGGCGAGCCUCUCCGCUUCCGUAAUGAUCCUCAUAACGCAGCCGUCCUUCUGAAGACAUUCUUCAGGGAUCUCGAAGAACCUCUUCUGACCUUCGAUUUGUAUGAUGAGAUUAUGGACUUUCAAAACUGGUCACCGCGUGACAAGCCGCGGAAGGUGAAGAUACUGAUUCUGGAGCGCCUGCCCCUGGACAACUACAUGCUGCUAAAAUAUGUGUUCCAGUUCUUAUGGAAGGUGCAAGACAGGAGCUGUCUGAACAAGAUGACGACAAGCAACCUAGCUGUGGUGUUUGGCCCGAACCUCGCCUGGCCACCAAACGGACAGAUGUCACUCCUGUCCAUCGCUCCCAUCAAUAACUUCACCGAUUUUCUCCUUUCACACCAGGAGUCCAUCUUCAUAAUUUAAACACUACAAUAUCUGUUGCCUCCAAUCCCCGAGGUACAUUCAACCCUAUUCACAUGUAGUUAAAGGUGAAUGUUUGUCAAAUGUUAAUAUAGAUAUGCCAAAUUUUUGUUAGAACGGCGUUCGAAGUACCUA